Messenger RNA from Cydia amplana, 1946 nucleotides. RefSeq lists its product as uncharacterized. NCBI's taxonomy places the organism in Eukaryota, Metazoa, Arthropoda, Insecta, Lepidoptera, Tortricidae. Gene Ontology annotation, molecular function: nucleic acid binding. Bases 138 to 1823 code for a protein of 561 amino acids. The transcript has 2 exons. The record is from RefSeq and is a predicted model, not a curated record. Gene Ontology annotation, biological process: DNA integration.
UGCCGGAUAAGUUACUAAAAUUGAAAGAAAUUCAAGCUGAAUACUUUCCUCUAGAGGUAGAAGGAAAAGUAACUAGUUUAACUUCGAAUUUAGGCGUAUUUAAAGACAUAGAUGAGUUACUGAGGUGUAAAGGUCGUAUGAAACACGCAGACUGGUCAUUUGAUAAACGCUACCCCAUACUUAUACCGAAAAAUUCAGAUUUCACCAACGAAAUUAUAAUAAAGACUCAUCAAGAAAAUAAACAUGUUGGAGUAAGUCACACGUUAGAUAAGAUAAGGGAAACUUACUGGAUACCACAAGGAAGAAGCCAAGUUCAAAAGAUUUUGAGGAAGUGCUCCGAAUGUAUGAAGCAUGACGGAGGGCCAUAUAAACUACCGGAAACUCCUGCGUUACCGAAAGAGAGGGUCAAUUACAGCUCUCCAUUCACAUACGUUGGUACCGACUAUCUGGGACCACUUCUAGUUAACAAUGGGAAUGGCAAUUGCAAAAGGUGGAUUAGCCUCUACACUUGCUUAGCCGUAAGAGCCAUUCACUUAGAAGUUGUAAAGGACCUAACUGCGGAAGAAGGUUUAAUGGCCUUACGUAGAAUGAUUUCAGCAAGAGGUGUACCUACCUUAAUAACAUCUGAUAACGCAGCUCACUUCAAGUUACUCUCAGAGAUUCUUCAGAGCCCAUACUGCGUAGAGAAAGAGAUAAGAUGGAAAUUUAUACCACAGUUAGCACCAUGGCAUGGAGGAUUCUAUGAGAGACUAGUUGGUUUAGUUAAAAACUGUAUGAAGAAAACAUUACAGAAACAUUUGUUGAAUGACACCCAGCUAGUAACAGCGGUGAAAGAAAUAGAAGCAGUUCUUAACACAAGACCCUUAACUUACGUAGAUUCAGAGCCUGAUCAUGUAUUGAAACCUUCAGACUUUCUUACCAUGGGAAAGUGUAUCAUUAUGGAAACUUCAGAUAAGGAUCCUACAACGUCGCAAGGGACGGUGACUAAGGACAAUUUAAUCAAAGGUUGGAAGAAAGCACGGAUAAUUCUACGAGAAUUUAAAGAGAUGUUUGAGAACCGGUAUCUCCUAAAUUUGAGAGAAAGAUAUUCCCACCAUCCUAAAGAGCCUAGGGUAACAUCUAAGUUAGCACCGAAGAUAGGUCAAAUCGUGCAGAUUAAAGGUGACACGAAGAACAGGAUAAAUUGGAAAGUUGGGAAAAUAGUAUCUUUGAAAGAAGGGGCCGACGGUUUAUGUAGGGUCGCCAAGGUACGUGUAGGAGAUACAGAGUAUACAAGAUCUAUCGCGCAUCUCUACCCGUUAGAGAUCGAAGAUGGAGAAGAACAGUGUAAACAAACAUCAUCUUAUGAAGAAAGUGUAGAAGAACUAGUGCAGCUUCCUGAUCUUCCACGUCUAUCAGGCAAGGAGGACGUGACGGUGGAGUCCCUCAAAGACGUUGCAGAGUCUCCAUCUGAGCAGAGAUUAACUCAAGAAGUAGCUAGAGAUCAGCCAGAAGAAGAAGUACAGCCUCAUGCCUCGCCAGUAGAGGAAGAGUGUUCCUCUAAACAAAUAGUAGAGUCUAUGUCUAGUGAGUUAAACGAGCCUAAGCCUAAGUCUAUGUCCGAACCAGAGCCACUCGCGGUCGUCGACCUCGAGUUUUACGACCACACUGAUCCCGAGUCACACCACCUGGAGGAAGUUACGCCAGAAGGACAACACGAAGAAUCAAGACCUAAGAGAGCGGCAGCUCUCCGAGCCCUUGAGAAGAUCAAGGAGUGGACCAGCAAUCUAGUCGCCGUGCUUCUGCCUGAGGGGGGGAGUGUCGCGACAGACGCGAAUAUCUAAAGCCACAAUACGAAUUUCCUAGCGGCAACACUGAACAGCGCCCUCUGGGUGGAACUGUGAUCUCGGGGUGAUACAACCAACCUCCAUAAGUAAAGCGAAGCAGAAGGAGGCUCCUCUGGCCCA